AUGAACAUCAAAGACUGCCUGGCAGAUUUCCGUUCAUUCGAUGAAUGUCUAACUACGAAUGAUCGGGGCAUGAUCGGUACCUUCCAAUUACGCCCCUAUAAGCUUCUGAAUAUCAACCCGUGCAGACAAGUCGAUGUACUAUUAAGGUUGGUACUGUACUGCAUUCGGAAGACGUUUGCUCUGACAUCAAUCGUCGUUGGAAUGAUCCUUUUUGCACAUGACAGUAAACUGACCUUCAUCCGUUCAGAUGUCCUGAUUGGUGGAUUUGACAGGGGGGAAUAUCAUGCCACUGCGAGUCAGGAUUGAAUAGUCUUUAGUCUAAAUAGUUGCAUGCAUGAAAUAUCUUGCCCCGAGGAGCUCACGCCAACAUUAUUCAGUAAUCCCGUGUAUUCUAACUGAAUCAGUGCUAGAAUCUGCAUUGGAAAUUCUGGGAGAGGCCUUAAAGAGCUGCACAACUCAAUGUGGCUUUACACAUUCGCACGGUGGUCACAGAUCCUGCGAUUUUCCUCUUUUGGACGAUUGUCCUCUUAGCGGGCGGUUAGGCGUACUCCAAAGCUGGUUCUCACAAAAGUCAAGGAGAGGUGCCGUUACACCUGUGGUCUUUCAUCCAUUCACAUUGAAUUAGAAUUAUGUACAGUUGCCUUUGUUCCCUACGAAGACUCUCUCUUUCUUGUACAGACAGAAAGUCUUGACUCCAGAAGACAACUUCAUCGGUCAGUGGGGUGAGUCUAUCUCAACCACCACACAUAGUCCCAGUAAUCGAACGCCAGUAGAAGAAGAUAGGAGGAAGUAUUAUAAGAAUUCAUUCUGUACAGACGCCUGAACUGCUGUUACAGGCAGCAGUGGUCGCCGAGGAAGUCACGUCAUCAUGCCACUGGGAACGCGUCUUGAUAAUCUGUUGCCUCUAUUGGCUGUCGGGGGAACUUUGAAGAGCCCCGAGUCCUGUUGCGCACCUAUUGUAGCGCCUUUACCGUCUGGAGAUGCAAGUGUCUGUUAUAAAGUCAUUUGAGACAAUUGGUGAGGCUGUGAGGUCGGUACGUCUGAGAAAGUUCUCAAGGAGUCUGGAUGACCUUGAGACUGUGGCUGCACUUUGAACAAAGGCAACUUGCCACAUGUUGGCGGCCGUCUACAGAGCAGCCUUAUGCAUGCCUUUGCCUAAAAAAAGACCGCCAUUCAGCGAGGCCAAUAACCAGGCCGUUGUCUGUCUGGAUCGCCCGUCCCACGAAGUAGAGGCACGGGACCAAAUCACAGUGUCGGUUUAAGCUGGGGCUGAGUGCUUUUGCCCGCUCUACGAGGCAGUUACUUCCUUCAAGUCAUCAGGUCAUCUGUGAACGGAAACGCCUGGCAUAUGGUGAUGUGUUAAGCAGUUGCGAUCAAGGCACUGGGUAGCCAAAUUAUUCGCAGAUUCCGUCUCGCAAUCUUCCAGCAAUAACAGCGAGCCAGUGUGGGGAUGAUGAUGAUGAUGAUAAUGAUGAUGAUGAUGAUGAUGAUGAUGAUGAUGAUGAUGAUGAUGAUGAUGAUGAUGAUGAUGAUGAUGAUGAUGAUGAUGAUGAUGAUGAUGAUGAUGAUGAUGAUGAUGAUGAUGAUGAUGAUGAUGAUGAUGAUGAUGAUGAUGAUGAUGAUGACUGGAAAUACGAAUUUCGUUUAGUGGUCUUCGAGCAGGAACUGCGGCUUCAGAUAAAUCUCCCGAAGCUAGAUGGGUGUCCGCUUCAAUCGGUCCAUAUUCCUCUUAGGUUUGUGGCCUGA
Molecule: messenger RNA, 1746 nt
Organism: Spirometra erinaceieuropaei
Lineage: Eukaryota; Metazoa; Platyhelminthes; Cestoda; Diphyllobothriidea; Diphyllobothriidae
Source: the annotation of a GenBank genome assembly